Photinus pyralis (common eastern firefly) is the source of this 1294-nucleotide messenger RNA. RefSeq names its product glycine-rich cell wall structural protein-like. The record is from RefSeq and is a predicted model, not a curated record. The transcript has 2 exons. Lineage: Eukaryota; Metazoa; Arthropoda; Insecta; Coleoptera; Lampyridae. Bases 113 to 1219 code for a protein of 368 amino acids.
CCGCCCAGUGAAAGUAAAUCAUAAUAACCCUCACCAUAUUCUUUGUGUAUAAAAACACAAUUUUAAAGGGGUAACAACAUCAUUUGACUUUCAUCCUCUUCCACACGCAGACAUGAAGCCUUUAGUGAUUUCGGCCCUUAUACUAGCAACAAUUACUGUAAGCAAAUGUGAGAAAGAAAAGCGUGGACUUAUCAGUGGUGGAGAUAUCGGUUAUGGUGGCCACUCUGGAGGCGCAUCGAUAUCACUGGGAAGCGGAGGACAUGGGGGAUUUAGUGGCGGUCACUCAUUAGGAGGUGGAUUUAGUGGCGGAUAUGGUGGCGGAUAUGGUGGCGGAUAUGGCGGUGGAUAUGGUGGUUAUAGUGGUGGAUACGGAGGUGGUAUCGGAGGUGGAUUGGGAAGUGGCAUCGGAGGUGGAUUGGGAGGUGGUUUUGGAGGCGGGUUCGGCGGAGGAUUGGGUGGCGGAUCAGGAGGAGCCACUAUAACCACAAUUAACCAAGCUGUCCCAGUGCCAGUACCACAGCCAGUUCCAGUAACAGUAAAUCGACCAGUGCCCGUGCCUGUAGCACAACCUUACCCAGUUGCUGUACCACGACCCGUCCAAGUUGAAGUACCUGUACCGCAACCUGUCGUAGUUCCCAGACCAGUUCCAGUGACUGUAGCGCGACCUGUACCAGUAGCCGUUCCUCAAGCUGUUCCAUACCCAGUCGCUCAACCUGUCGGUGUACCAGUACCACAGCCCUACCCAGUGACCGUUCCACAACCAGUUCCAGUUAGAAUUCCUCAACCUAUUGUUGUACCAGUUGCACAACCUGUAAUUGUCGGUGGAGGAGCCGGUGGAAUUGGAGGAGGUGCCGGAGGUAUUGGUGGAGGUAUUGGUGGGGGAGCUGGUGGUUUUGGCGGUGGAAUUGGAGGAGGAUUCGGUGGAAUUGGAGGAGGAUUCGGUGGAAUUGGCGGAGGGCAUGGUGGAUUUGGAGGGGGAUAUGGUGGCAGUCAUGGUGCCAUAUCCAUUGGAAGUGGACAUGGAAUUAGCGAAAGCAUCUCUCUCGGCGGCGGCCAUGGUGGCUUUUCCGGUGGACAAGGAGGCCUAAUCUCACUUGGUGGGUAUGGAGGCGGUCACGGCGGCAGUAGUUUUGGAGGUAGCCAGUCUUCUUCAGGAGGAUACGGUGGUCACGGAGGUGGCGCAUCUAGUUACUCAAGUAUUUCGUUCGGAAAACACUAACUGCUUUAAACGAAAUAAUCAUCCUGCACGGUCCACGAAUUUUCAUUUUGUCAUUCAUCAUUAUAUUGUGAUAUG